Punctularia strigosozonata HHB-11173 SS5 is the source of this 273-nucleotide messenger RNA. RefSeq lists its product as uncharacterized. Lineage: Eukaryota; Fungi; Basidiomycota; Agaricomycetes; Corticiales; Punctulariaceae. The transcript has 3 exons. The record is from RefSeq and is a predicted model, not a curated record. Gene Ontology annotation, molecular function: monooxygenase activity; heme binding; iron ion binding. The coding region runs from base 1 to 273 and encodes 90 amino acids.
AUGCCCUUUGGCGGAGGUGUCUCUGUCUGCACCGGCCGUCACCCCGCCCUCGCCGAGCUGAAGGCACUGAUCAUCAUCCUCAUCCGCGCCUUCGACCUCGACUACGCCGGCCUCAUCGACGCGAACGGCAAGACCGUCCCGUCCUCCACCCUCCCGCUGAGCAAGAACGAGAAGUCGUACCCCGUCCCGCCGUACGCCAACGGCUCCGGCUCCGCCAUCCUGCACCCGGAGGGCGACAUGUUGACCCCUCCCCCUCCCAUGUGUGUAUCUUAA